GGAACAAAUGAGUGGCUAUCUGCUGGCAGAGUCACCUUUAACGAAAAGUCCAUCCACAAUCGACCGAUUACGAAUGCGCUUCUGGAAACAACUCGUUCGCUAUGCAGUCACUCGGUUUAUAGAACAAGCACUACUCGACUACGAUGUGAUG
Messenger RNA from Acaulospora colombiana, 151 nucleotides. Lineage: Eukaryota; Fungi; Glomeromycota; Glomeromycetes; Diversisporales; Acaulosporaceae. The record is from the annotation of a GenBank genome assembly.